Messenger RNA from Sodiomyces alkalinus F11, 4168 nucleotides. RefSeq lists its product as hypothetical. Lineage: Eukaryota; Fungi; Ascomycota; Sordariomycetes; Glomerellales; Plectosphaerellaceae. The coding region runs from base 269 to 3931 and encodes 1220 amino acids. The transcript has 2 exons. The record is from RefSeq and is a predicted model, not a curated record.
CAAAUUCCCGCUACUUUCCCCUCACGCGAUCUAACUUACCUUCGUCUCUCACUUCCAACUCGUGGCCUUUAUUCAACAGUGCGGACCUUUUCUGUGCCAUUGUUUUCGUUUCUUCCCUUCGACUGUUACUUGGAGUGUCUGAAAGUUAUCUUGGACUUUCCUCUUCAUGAUCUUCGAUACAGCCUCAUCUUGCUGUCUCGUCCAACCCCCUCGCCAUCUGCGGUAGCAUGCUAAGAUUAUAGUCCGGCCUUCGUGCUCCCUGUUCACCAUGUUAAUGACGGGCCUUCGUGCUCCACCUCGGACGAGGAUGCUCCGUGGCAGCUCUUCUGUCCGUCACCAGCUUCUGGGCUUCCCAACAAGCGCUCUUCUCGUUCAGUCACGACACAGCGUCCAGGCCCGCGGCUUCCAUUUUGACAGGUGGUCCUCCCACCUAGGCUCGGAAUGCCGUGGUGACCUCCACCGCUCCCGACCUCGCCGCCUUCGUUACAAGUAUAUCUCUUCUUGCAUGACCAGGGCGCUCUCUUGGCACCAACACCCAACCGCCGAAGACCCUAAGGCUGCCCUUAAGAAGCUUAUGGCCCGUUACUGGGAUGCCUCUGCCCCCUCGUCAACCGGUCGAUAUGCGGACGUUGACAAGGUCAAGUCGUGGUCAGACGAAUUGUCCGGGGUUCGCCCAGGCCGGAAUAUCGAAGAUGUCGAGCGCAGCGCCAUCAACCAUCUCUUCCGUCAUAAUGACCCCUCUUCUCCCUCUUCUUCGUCUUCCUCCUCCUCUGCCUCCGCCCCAACUCCCCAUCCGUACGAGUACGACCCGUGGCAGUCUCCUUUACAGAACAUCCGCAAUCUCCUGGCCACACAAAAUAUCACUGAAAUCCAGUCGGAUCAACCUGGCGGCCAGGUAGACAGCCUAGCCAUUGACCCUAUCACGAAUCGUAGGGUCACGCUUCAGGCAUUGGCUGGAGCAACCUCUGUCAUCGAACAAACGAAGGCGAACCAAGUCUCCCAUUCGCACUUUUCAUUACCCGACUCCCUCCGGGUCGAACCCGUUCAUUCGGACGGACCUCCGUCAGCAAAAGAGCUGCAAAGAUAUAGUCAAGUCAAAUUUGACGACAAGCCGUGGCAGCCGUUGGCGGCCGAACCGGAGCCAUGUUCGGUUUCGGACCUCGACAAGUACAAGCCAGUCGUGGACGAAACUCCAGCAGCCGCAUCAUCCUUCGCAGCCCCCAAGUACGACGACCUCGCAAAAUAUAAGCCCACGGACUUCACUCACGGCCCAAACGCUGCCUCGGCGAGUGGGACGGAAACCAAGUACGAUGACCUUCCCAACUAUGAACCGGUCAUGUGGAGAGAACCGGACGGACUGCCACCCCUCAGUGCAGAGGAGCGAUCCAAGAUGUAUACCGACCUGGGUAACUACGGUCCCGUCCAGUGGAGGGAACCCGACGGCUUGCCCCAGCCGACCGCUGAAGAGUUGUCCAAGACCUACGAUGAUCUCCAUACAUACGGACCUACUACGUGGAACGAGCCGGACGGCAAGCUUCCACUCACUACCGAAGAGCUCUCGAAGCAGUACGAUGAUCUGCACCAAUACGCUGGUCCUUACACCUUCAACGAGCCCGAUGGGAAACUACCUCCUUCGUCGGAGGAGCUGUCCAAGAAGUAUACCGACCUGCAUAAGUACGGGGAUCGGUUCUCGUGGAACGAGCCCGAUGGUUUGCCGGCCCCCACCGCCGAAGAGCGCUCGAAGAAGUACACUGAUCUUCGCCGUUACGGGCCUGUGAGCUGGAACGAGCCCGACGGCAAGAUGCCAUUGACGGCCGAGGAGGCUAGUAAGCAGUAUGCGGACCUCGGCAAGUACGGGAAGGUUGAGUGGAAUGAACCAGAUGGGAAACCCGCACCGACCGCGGAGGAGGCCGGUAAGCGGUAUACGGAUCUCAACGAGUACUCAAAGGUCGAGUGGAAUGAGCCGGAUGGGAAACCGACACCGACCACGGAGGAGGCCAGCAAGCGCUACACGGAUCUGAACGAGUACUCAAAGGUCGAGUGGAAUGAGCCGGAUGGAAAACCUACGCCAACUCCAGAGGAGACUAGCAAGCAAUACACCGAUCUUGACAACUACGGCAAGGUAGAAUGGAACGAGCCGGACGGGCAGCCCGGCCCAACCAGAGACGAGGUCAGCAAGCGAUACUCUGACCUCACCAAGUAUGGAAAGGUGGUAUGGAACGAACCGGACGGAAUGCCUCCUCCGACCGCAGAGGAGGCCAGCAAGGACUAUACUGAUCUCCACAGAUACGGCAAGGUGCAAUGGAACGAGCCGGACGGGAAAGCGGCGCCAACCCCGGAGGAAGCUAGCAAACGGUAUACCGACUUGCACAACUAUGACAAGUUCGAAUGGAAUGAGCCCGAAGGGAAGCCAAUGGUGUGGGCGGAAGAAUCCAGCAAGAAGUAUGUCGACUUGCACAGGUACGGACCAGUGCAAUGGAAUGAGCCCGACGGCAAACUGCCCAUCCACCCCAAAGAAACCAGCAAACGAUACGCUGACCUCCAUCGAUAUAACCAGCCUUUUCAGCAUGAACCUAGUGAGACGGCCGAAGAUUUAGACCUCCUUCGGCCGAGCGACAUCCGUGCCAACAUGGCAUACAAGACGGCGGCGUCGUCACUGAAGAGUGACGACUCGGAGGCUCUCGAGAAGGACAUGUCAGAAUAUGCACAGACCUGGGACAACGCCAACAAGGCAGCCAAGACCACCAUCCAACAAGCUAAGAUCAAGGCCAGCAAUAUGGAUGAAGCGGGGCAAAACGGACGACAAUUGUCUGGCAACUAUGUCAGGGACUUCCCCGAAGACUUCCAAGCGUCAUGGGGUGCUCUGGUCGAUCAAAAUGCAAGCUCAGGACAGGCCGCAAAUAAGCAGACCUCCCUCGAGGGUACCGAUGUGGAUAUCGCCUCUCUGGACGAAAGCUUCCCGACGCUUGAUGCAGCACUUGACCGAGAAGCUGCGUCGACCAACAAUUCCAAACUGGAACCCGCAUUGCAUCGCGUUACCCCGGCCAACAGGGCACAGGUGCGCCUAGGCCACGGCAGCCCCCCGAUUGACCCCUACUCUAAAGAACCACAAGGCCUCGAGUUGGGCUCUAUGGAGGAGGAGUGCGCCCGUAAUGCUGUCAAGGGCGAAUCUGUCAAUGCGGAAGGAUCAGCCCCUAGGCCUGACCAGGAACCGCCUGCGGAGAAGACUAGAGACGACGGUGCAAGUGCAGGUGCAAAGCAGACCAAGAAGGACGAGGAGCCGUCGCAGUACAAGAUCCUAGCGUACGACCCGACGUUGGAGACGGUCGUGAUGGCCGAAACGACGUCCACCGUCCCCGAUACGAUGGCCCCUUUGUCACCGGCCGAGGUGCUCCAGCGCCUGUCGAAUCCUGUCAAGUUCUUCCCGCAUCUCGAGCUGGUUGGGGAAGAAGGCUACGAGAUGAUUUCGGGAAGCGGGAAUGUGUUGGUGCUCCGCAAAGUCCGAGACGGGAAGCCGUCCUCGCACAUCCGGCUGGAGCAACGACAACCACCUACGAGGUACCACGCUUCCCAUGUGAACCCGAUCGACAUGAUGGGCAGCCGACCGGUGACGCCGCAUUCGUUCUCGGCGAGCCCGACGGGGUACGUGAGCUACGACGCCGACACGGCCGGGGCGGCCGCGGACCGCAAGCCGCCGCCUCCUUUCACGUCGCGGACGGAGACGGAGACGAAGACGGAGACGGUAGCAGACGAGACCACGGGGUCAGCGAGGAAGAACUCGGACGGCAACACGGGCAAGUCGAAACGACGGGGCAGGAAGAUGGUCUUGGGCGCGAUAGGAGUUGGGGGGCUUUCCUACUCGGUCGGUGUAUUGGGCGAGUACUUCAGGACUGGGGGUGCGGAGGGCAGCGGGCAGCCCACGAGGGUUUGAUCUACUGGGCGGUCCGCACUGCCGCCAUAUGGCUUUGAUUCAAAGUUUUCAUUCCUUUCAUUCCCCCUUUUUUUUCUUUUCUAUGUGGUGGUGCAUGGAUUCCAUGGAGACGGAACAGCAAGGAGGCAACGGCAGGCGUUGGGAAUAUUAUUAGGAUACCAUUCACGCAACAGGACACAUUACUGAGAAUGAGCAACGAAAUUCAAUUUUCGUAUCCUUUCUGCCCGUUGUAUGUUC